This is a messenger RNA of Leishmania major strain Friedlin, 1134 nucleotides long. RefSeq lists its product as hypothetical. Gene Ontology annotation, molecular function: monoacylglycerol lipase activity; short-chain carboxylesterase activity. Bases 1 to 1134 code for a protein of 377 amino acids. The record is from RefSeq and is a predicted model, not a curated record. Lineage: Eukaryota; Euglenozoa; Kinetoplastea; Trypanosomatida; Trypanosomatidae. The transcript has a single exon.
AUGGCCACGUGCACACUAUCCGUGGCGCGUUUCGGCCGCCCAUCGACCUUCGCGCACCGGCGCGUGAGAUGGUUGCCGCCCUACGACGGCAACUCAACAUGCCUUGACUGGUGGUUGCCGACAGACGCGGAGGCAGCUGACACGGCGGCAGACGGUGGUGCUGCCGCCAUACGCGUCCGCGCGCUGGCCGUCAUUCUGCCGGGGCUGACGGGGAGCUCGAAGGAGUUCUACGUGCGCCGCAUGGCACGGCAGCUGCUGAGGGCGCACAUGGCCACGUGCGUGCUGACCUCGCGCGGCGUGGCGGACACUCACCUAGAGAGGCCGCAAAUCUUCAGCGCGCUCUUCGCGAAGGACCUGCGCCACAUCAUGCAAGCAUGCAUGACACGUGAAAAGGUGCAGGAGUGUCUGCUGCGCCGCAUAUCACCGCUGCAGAGCAGCGAUCAUCAUAAAGGUGCCGUGCCGAUCAUCGGCGUCGCCUUCUCGCUUGGUGGACGGAUCUUGACCAACUACGUAAGUGAGCAGGGCGAGGCAGAGGCGCCAAGCGGUUUCGACGCUGUUUACACAAUCACCUCUCCACACAACGUGAGCGACGGUGCGGCGGCGCUGCGGAUGCUGCUGUCCAAGCUCCUCUACGGCUCCACCUUGUAUAAGCGACUUCGCGCCUACUACGAGCGACACAAGAACGUAUUGCAAAACUUGCCCGAUAUUGACAAGAAACUCUUGAUGGACGGCGACUCGCCGUUGGUGAAGCGGCUACGCACCGUGCAGGACUUUGGCGAGUUCAUCACGGGGCCACACGUUGGCUUCCCUGGUGCGGAGGCGUACUACGUCGCCGCCAGCAGCUUCCGCCGCCUUCACCACUCCCGCAUGCCGCAGGUCUGUGUUGUAGUGGCCAACGAUCCCAUCUAUGGUCCUCCACAACCCGCGCCGCGCUGGCUGCACCUCAUCGACAUGCACUGUGGUGGGCUCGUGUACGUGGAGAUGCCUGUAGGUGGGCAUCUCGGGUUCCUCGGAUGCCCGUGGAGCGAGUGGACGCAGGCGCCGAACGAGAUGGAGCACCUCGUGCUGCGCUCGCUCAUUCACUUCAUCAAAUCUGCCGACACGCAGGCUGCAGAAGCGAAGACGAACGAGUGA